Molecule: messenger RNA, 5827 nt
Organism: Haliotis rubra (blacklip abalone)
Lineage: Eukaryota; Metazoa; Mollusca; Gastropoda; Lepetellida; Haliotidae
Product: 4-hydroxyphenylpyruvate dioxygenase-like
Exons: 13
Coding region: 32-1180 (382 amino acids)
Biological process (GO): L-tyrosine catabolic process
Cellular component (GO): endoplasmic reticulum membrane; Golgi membrane
Molecular function (GO): 4-hydroxyphenylpyruvate dioxygenase activity; lactoylglutathione lyase activity; metal ion binding
Source: RefSeq, a predicted model, not a curated record
UCCGUCAUUUCGCACAACAUCGCAAGUCAGGAUGACAACAUACACAGAUAAAGGUCCUAAGCCAGAGUCGGGGCGAUUUGUCACCUUCGACCAUGUCACAUUCUGGGUUGGCAACGCUAAACAGGCAGCAUCCUUCUAUUGUGCUCGCAUGGGCUUUGAGCCGUUCAUGUACAUGGGACUGGAGACAGGCAACAGAGACAUCGCGGCACACGCAAUCAAACAGAAUAAGAUCAUAUUUGUAUUCCAGUCCAUGUUGGAACCUAACAAGCCGAAAGAGUUUGGUGACCAUUUAGUGAAACAUGGAGACGGUGUCAAGGAUGUUGCUUUUGAAGUGGAAGAUCUUGAUGCCAUCUUUAAGAGAGCUGUGCAGCGUGGUGCCAUGGUGGUGAAAGAACCCUGGGAGGAGAGUGAUGAGAAUGGAACUCUGAGAAUGGCACUGAUCCAGACGUAUGGGGACACGACUCAUACACUGAUCGACAGGUCCGACUACAAGGGCCCCUUCCUCCCUGGCUACAGGCCUGUCUCUAACGGCGAUCCACUCACCUCGCUCCUUCCUAAAAUUGACCUGCAGAUUAUUGAUCAUAUCGUGGGGAACCAACCGGACAGCACCAUGACCAAUGUGGCUGAAUGGUAUGAGAAGAAUCUGAUGUUCCACCGCUUCUGGUCCGUGGACGACUCCCAGAUCCACACCAACUACUCCUCCCUCCGCUCCAUCGUUGUCACCAACUACGAGGAGACCAUCAAGAUGCCCAUCAAUGAGCCCGCCCCUGGGAAGAGGAAGAGUCAGAUUCAGGAAUAUGUCGACUACUACGGUGGAGCGGGGGUCCAGCACAUCGCCAUGAAAUCCACAGACAUCAUCCAGACGAUCAGCAACCUGCGAGCCCGUGGGAUGCAGUUCAUCCAGGUACCCGACACCUACUACACCAACCUCCGCAAACAGCUGGCCAACUCUAAAGUGAAGAUCAUUGAAGAUCUUGACAAACUCCAGAGUCUGAACAUCCUCAUAGACUACGAUGACAAUGGCUACCUGCUCCAGAUCUUCACCAAGCUCAUGCAAGACAGGCCCACUUUGUUUCUGGAAGUUAUCCAGAGACACAAUCAUCAGGGAUUUGGAGCUGGAAACUUCAAGUCUUUGUUUGAAGCCAUUGAGCAGGACCAGGCAGACCGAGGCAACCUUUGAUUGGAAAAAGCCAAUCCUUGGGUACUGCUGGAAUUAGAUGCUGCUUAUAAUAUGUUCUAUACAAAUGUGAUCUGCAUUUUACCAUGAUCAUCUAAUGAAUCUCACCAGUGCUGCUGUAAGCUCAUUUUUUAAUCAGAUCUUAUACAGAAAUUACUAAUUACUAAAGAUACAAGACUAUAUGUGACGGCAAAUUAUUUAAGACAUUAGUUGUUUGCUCUCUUGAUAUCGGGGUAAAGUGUGUGAAUAUGUAUUUUUGCUACAAUAGAACAGACAUUUUUUCGCUUCCUGCCAUGAGUUCAGAGUACAGAGUAGAGAAUGGAAUUUUUUAAGGAUGUAGAUCAGCUUGAGGAAGAAAGAUAAUUUAAUAAGUGCCUUGUGAAGGCACUGUUUAAGUGACAGUUAAGUGUGUGAGGUUAUUUUUUAAAACAUGACCUAAUGUGUUGUGCAGAGUUGUGUCCCUUCAGUUGCCUGGAUCUACUGAUCAUGGUAUGACUGAUGGCAAUCCUGUCAGCCUUAUGUUUGUAAGUGAUGGUCUACUACCAGCAUCUCAUGUGGCUCUCAUCCCUCGUCCAGCCCACAUGCAGGUAUUAGCUGUGCAUAGUGUUCAAGGGGCGUUGGGGUAGCCUAGUGGUUAAAGCGUUCACUUGUCACGCCAAGACCCAGGUUUGAUUCCCCACAUGGGUACAAUGUGUGAAGCCCAUUUCUGGUGUCCCCUGCCACAAUAUUGCUGGAAUAUUGCUAAAAGUGACGUAAAACAAUACUCACUCAUGCGUAGUGUUCAAAGUAAUAUUAAGCCCAACUCUCUCUGUUUGACAGCUAUACCAGUCACGCUAGGACUAUGAGGUUUUGUAAUGAUCCCAGUUUUUUAAUCCUCCCUGGACAAAAGUUAAAUUCACAUUUUUGGCAUAAUGGUGGAAUCUGACUACAGGGAUCCUUUGUGUGAUCUCAUAUUGGCAUGCUAGGGAUGUGAUGAGGAAGACUUGAUCAGCAGUGCUUGUACUACUUGUAUCAGUAGGUAUCAGGCUACUCAAAUAUUGACAGAGAUAUUCUACCCUGUGGGAAACUUACUGAUUGCUUAGAGACUGAUGAUGUCAGACCCAUAUAUAUAUUUGAAUUGGGGUGUACACAGAUUGAAUUCUCAGCUCCUUUCUGAGUAAACAACUCAAGCUACUAAGACUCAAGAGCGUCAACACUCAUGUUACUGUUUCAUCCUACCGGGUACCCAUUCACUGCUGGGUGAACAGUGGCAUCUUUUGAACAAAGCCAUUGCCUAAGGUGACACCACAUUGUUUCAGUGUGGAGCAGAACCAAAGCCUUAGAAAGUCUCGGGUAUCAAGCUGUCACCCUCUGCAAUCAACAUUGAUUUAAUCUACACAAUUGUAAUACCUGACUGUUCGGUCUCAAUGGCAAUCUGAAUCCAGUACGUAGGAUUCCGGAUUCAGUUGAACUCUCUUAGUAAAACACCCACUGAAGAAAAAGUAUUUUUACUUCUUUGAUUCGAUGAAACUACAGACAACAAAGCAACAUAGUGUGUGGUACAUCUAGUCUGUCUCACAGUCCCUGAACCAUAGUAUUUUCCCUACUGCCAAGCCCUCUCUGCAAUGCUAAAGCCCUAAAUAAAGCAAGUCUAGAUUUCCUCAGGUUCUGAAUCUCUGGUCUCCCUGGGGCUCCUUUUCAAUUUAAAUGGGCUUGUUUGUUACUUUCAAAAUUAUAUAUAUUCAGAGACUAAGCAUUAGUCUAGUGGUACAUAGUACAGCUGAUCUUUAUGGAGAGUUAUUGCCAGGGAACCAAUUGUCUUUGAUCAUUAGUGGACAAGUAUGGCUGCCAUGGAAGCCAUAUUGAAAAUACUACUUUGCUAUUUUAUUAGCCACAUACAUGUGUACUGUCCGUAUUGGUCAGUUUGUGUUUAUGAUUUAAAACCAAAAAGCAAUGAUUCCUUGUGCAUAAGACGUGGGAGGAAAACAGUUAACUGUAACAUACAAGCAAGAAACUAAGCAAAAAUUAGCAAUAUUAAAGUUUUAUAUAAGAAAGUGCCUUACAUGAUAUAUGCAAGAAACAAAUGAACUCCUGUGUUAUAUUAGAUAGACACAUAGGCUUGCCUUGGAUCUGGUCAUCUGGUGGCUGGCAUUGAGAGAAAGCUGAUUGUUAUUUGUUGAAGUAUUUUAAUAGUUUAUUUUCUGGAGUUACCUGAAGUAUUUUUCUACCUUGAUGUUUGACUGGCUACUGGGCAUCCUGUAUUUAAGCCAGCUCUCUGAUCCUCAAUGUAUUUUGAUGCACUUCAGCAGGGUUGAUUCUGCUUAUACUUGAAAAACAGGUCUGAGUCAAUGUUUUAUAGGAAAUGUCAGAUUAUUGUGGGGCAGUUACCCUCAAACUGAACUUCCUAUCUGGCAGUGUCUGAAAAGGUACUAGGUGAAUCUGGGCUGUUUACUACGAGUGUCCCAUCUAUUUGUUUAGCCCCUUUUUUCAGAGAAUAGGAAAGAAUUACAGUCAGGCCGCAUUAAUCCGAACAGUGCCGUUUUUCAUACAAAAUGUUCGGAUAGUGAAACGUACGGUUUGUUGAAACAAGUCCAGUACACCACACUGCAGUGUCAUGUUUCUGCCGAUGGAAUGUCCAAAUUCUUGUCCAAAUUCUUGACUGAUAAGAUCAAAACUGGCUAUAGGAUUUUUUUCUUUAAAUUUACAAAUUUCGCUUUUUUGGUGCGGCAGUAAUUUCAUAGCGCUUACGCUUAGGUGCGGGACUUUCUAUUGUGAUUGGCAGGUGUCAAAUGCAGCUGAUCUCACUUUGACUCGGUGUGUAUUUAUAUUAAAAAAACCAAACACUAUGACAGAUUUUGAUCAAACUAACACAAAGUGUGACCUGUUAAUUAUUAAAGUCACAAACUCAUGACUUGUUCAUCUCGCAAUGUAUUAAUUGCCAUUGAAGUUUACCGAUAAUGAGCCCCGCUAUUGUUAGGCAAUAUGGCCGUCAUAUGUACAGCCGGAUUAAUGAAGUAAAAACAAGUACAAUUAGCUAAUCCAUUACCGAUAACUGAUGUUCGGAGUCGCAGACUAAAACAUCAGAUUAAUGAAUCAACAAUUGAUGUGUUUAUAUAGUAAACAAGAUUGGUUACAGCUUGAGUCUGUUCGGAUGGCACGGGAAUCGGAUUAUCGGGGACCGGACUAACGCGGCCUGACUGUAUUUCUUUCACUGUUGACUGAAAAUAUUCUGCCUAACAAAAAGUCCCAGUCCACCCCGAGGAUAUCAAAUGGUCCUUCCCUUACACAUGAAUAAAAAUGUCACCUUAAAUUUAACACUUUAUUGAAAAAUCAAAUAGAUCGCAAAUUUAUUUUCUAACAUGAUUGUCAUAUUGCAAAUGAAAGUAAUUUAAUGUUUUAUGAAUGUAAUGUCAGCAAAUAUCAAAAUAACCAUGAACAAUUUGAAACUUGACAAUCAUUUUACAAUUGAUUAGAUAGAAAUGAUGACAAUCGGAUAUGUUUUAACGCACAAUGUUUGAUGUGUGGGGUUUUGUGAUGGGUUUCAUGAGUGUAAUCACAUAUAUAAGUAUUAAUGUAUAUUUGUAAGAUUAGAUGUACCAGUUUGAUAAAUUAAUGAAAGAGGUGUGCACAAUUUUCCAUAUUAUAUUUCAUAGAGGAAGGUUGUUUACAAUGAUGUCAGCAUUCCAUUCCACCUUCAUCAGCUAAUAGACUCUUCCAGUUUCACACAAACACUGACACAGGUCUCUAUAACCAUCAGAGUUGUUGGAAGUGUAAAUUGAAAAUAUGCACGGAAACGAGCAAAAGAAAAAUCAUUUUGUCUUCCCUGUAGGAUCAAGUUACAGCCUUGUAUCUGGUUUGGCUGUACCAACUUAAUUUCCUAAAGUGUGCAGUGCAUGAAGGUCUAAACAUGAACAACAGAGGUACCAGGCAGUGUGCGAAAUAGCUUCCAAGUUUUGCUAGCCAGUCGGGCUAGCUAUGCCUGAAAGUUACUACCCCAUAAAAUAAUUCAUAAUCCUGCAUGAUUUAAAAGUGUAUUAUAACUUAACAAGUUGGAGGGACUGAUAUAUUUACAAAAUGACCCCAUGAAAAUUCACUAGCCAGUCGGGCCGGUGACUCUGGAGAUUUGCUGGCCCGACUGGAUAUUUACUAGCCACGGGCUAGCGGGCCAGUGGCUAUUCAGCACACUGGUACCAGGACUGCUUUGCUUGGUCCACAAGAUCUGGCUUAUCAACAGUCAUAUACAGUAUUCCAUUCAGUACUUUGCUUUUUCAACUUUGUUUAUCAAACUGGUACGAUCUUUGCAAAUUGUGAUUUUGUACAUAGUUGGUUUUGACUACUGGUUUUUCUUGUCAAUAUUGUGGAUGUGAUACUUCCUGAUGAACUGAGCCCAUUUGGCAGCUGAUGCAAUGUAUAGUAUUAUGUUUAGUGUGAAUGAAGCAAGACGAACCAAUGCAUAAUUGUUUUUCAUUAAUUUUAUCCCCAAACAAUCAAAGUCCUGGAAAGAGCAAAUCCAUAGCACCCAUUUUGAAUUUAUUAUUUUCAGGAAUUUUGAGAAAUGUUUAAAGAUGAUCUCUGAUUUGUGGUCUGACGUUGUUCGGUCAAGGUCAUGCCAUGGUAGACCAGUGACAUGUAAUUGUUUGAAUGGCAUUCUAGAUGGUGGUGGUAUAACGA